AUGCACCUCUUUGGUGGGCAGCGCAGUAAAAGAGACACAGCAGAGAAGAAGAAGAAGAAGAAGAAGAAGAGGAAGAAAAAGGCUGCGGGAGUUGCCUACCGGGAGAGAGGCGACAAGAAGGGACCGAAGAGGCGCUGGCUGGAUGCAGUGAGAAAAGAGAGACAGAGACAGAGAGCAGUGAAGGAAGAGAGCAGCUGUCGAGUGGGAGAAGGCCACCAGGAGCCACAGCAGAGCUCGGAGAAGGCCAGCAGCGAGCUCGAGGGCAUGGAAGCAGAGAAGAAGAGACUCACCUGUGACUGCUUGACGGAGCUGGUGGGAUUUAUUGUGAAUAGUGAAGAUGGUGAAGAAGCAAGUCUGUCACUUGCGAUGGUCAGUCAAGCUACGCCACAAGGCAGACAGACAAGACAGACAGACAAGAUAACUAGACAGACAGUUAACCCUCAGGCUCGCUCAGAUGAUGGUAGUGGCCAGCAGGAUAGACAUAUAGACAAGCAGGUAGCACAUCGAUCUCUCCCCCACAGUCUGGCUGGUUCAGAGAAGAAGCAAAGAGCUGUCAAUGCCCAACUCUCUCUCCCUUCACAUUUAGCCAGCAUGGACGAGAAGACGGGAGACAAGCAUGAGAAGCAGCAGAAGCAGCCGCAGAGCGCAGACAGGCCCUCCUCCGGCUCUACGUCAAUGGCAGACAGGAUACAGUCCUCCGCUGCAGGGCUGUUGAAAUCAGCCAUUACACCCUCUGCUUCGACACCAGCGGGCUCCUACGCCUUUGCAAGGGACGUGUCUUCUUCGCUGGCGGGCGUUUCUAGCUCUGAAAAGGCCGGUGGUGCUUCUUCUUCUUCUUCUUCGGCAGCCAGACCAGGAGCAGCUGUAGAGGGCGGGAUACACCAUGGCUCAUCAUCUACGCAGCCAGGCUCGGCUCUUCGGUCACUGCCUUCCCAGGGGAUGCAGUCGAGCUUGGUAGACCAGGAGAGGGAGUUUCAGCAGGGAGGCUUGCCUGUUGAUGGUGAUACUGCUGAUGGUGCUGGUACCGGCUAUAUAUCUACAUCUACUACUAGCUCCAAGGGGAAGGGCAGAGAAGUAGAUAUGGGAGACGAGCAGUUCGAUUCUGCCUGGAAAUCUGCUUCUUCCAAUGCUACUCCCUCUGCAGUCACGGAACAAGAGCGGAGAGACGGCCAGGCUGUUUCGGAUUUGCUGUCGUCUGCCACCUUCGACCCGUCGUCUCUACCGGAUACGGAUCCAGACGAACUACAGCCAGAACCAGAGCCAGACAUGAGCUUUCUUACGACGAACCAGCGCGGAGAGCAACAACCUGACAUAUCCUCUACAUCGCUAAUACCAGACAUUGACUUUGUUCUCUCUUCAUUACGUGGUAUUCCGCCGCAGUCUCAGGUCGAGCAUCUGCGUGACUUGCCCGGUGUAGCAGAGUGGCUGGACCUUGACCGGGAGUACCAAGAUGUGGUAUGGGGUUCUCUCAAGCCUGCUGUGGAAGAGGCGAGGCAGGAAGUGCAGGAGAAGCUUGAAAAGGGGGAACAAGGGGCUGCAGUUGGCGACGGGCCGGCUGUGGCACGCCUGAGGAUGGUGUUGGCGCAUUUAAAGGAGAAGAAGAGCAUAUAA
Molecule: messenger RNA, 1611 nt
Organism: Trichophyton verrucosum HKI 0517
Lineage: Eukaryota; Fungi; Ascomycota; Eurotiomycetes; Onygenales; Arthrodermataceae
Exons: 4
Coding region: 1-1611 (536 amino acids)
Source: RefSeq, a predicted model, not a curated record